CACACAGGCUGACAUGGCGUGUUUCGCCCAUCUUCCAGUCUCUCGACUUUUCCGUCGUCUUCGGUGGCAAGAAUACGCAUAUUUAUUGACCUUUCUUUUAGAAAUUUCACUGAAAGUGUCUGCCGAUGAUGUCACUGCGGAUCAAUCAAAAAAACUUGUGAAGACUUUCGUCUGGGACGAACGUGGAUAUUUGAUCUAUUGUCCCUGCAUGGGACGUUUUGGCAAUCAAGCAGAACAAUUUCUUGGUGCUCUUGGUUUUGCAAAAGCCAUCAACCGCACAUUAGUCUUGCCACCAUGGAGAACAUAUAAAAACAUACCAUUUGAUGAAUGGUUUCGUGUUGAGCCUUUGUCUACGUACCAUUCUCUGAUCCUAGCAGAAGAUUUCAUGGCUUAUCUGGCACCAACAUACUGGCCCCCUGGUAAUCGUACCGGCUGGUGUUUCUCAAUAGAAGAAGAUAAAACAAAAGAUUGUCGGAUGAAAGAAGGGAACCCAUUUGGACCCUUCUGGGAUGGCCUAGGUGUUGAUUUUGAUGCCAACAUGCCUUACACAGUCACUUACCAAUUACCAGAACUAUGGAAAGAAAUGUACCCGUCAUCUAAAUACCCAGUGGUUGCCAUGCGUGGAGCCCCUUCCAGUUUCCCCGUAGCAGAGCAGUAUGUUUCUUUACACAAAUAUCUUUAUUGGUCUGAUGCCAUUGAAGCACGGGUCAACGAUUACAUCGAAGAUACAUUUGAAGGAAAAGACUUCAUUGGGAUUCACUUACGGAAUGGUGUAGAUUGGGUGAACGCCUGUGCUAAUGUUGAUAAAUACAAGAUGACAUCUUACAUGGCGUCACCUCAGUGUCUCGGCUACAGAGGAAAUCGCUUAGUGACGCACCAAAUUUGUCUCCCUUCUGCUGAUGAAGUCAUUAGAUUAACGAAAACCAUUGUUACUGAAACUGGCAUCAACAUUAUCUUUGUUGCUACUGAUAAAGACCCCAUGAUUGAAGUAUUAGAGCAACAACUGAAAGCACAAAAGGUGCAAGUAUUCCAUCUAGAUCCAUGGUUACCACAACUGGAUCUUGCAAUCCUGGAGAAAUCAAAACAUUUUAUCGGAAACUGUAUUUCUUCCUUUUCCUCAUUUGUUGCUCGGGCCCGACUGCGAGAAAACGCACCAACAUCCUACUGGGGUUUCAGUUAACCUUAGUUAUCUAUUUAUACAACCACCCGUUGUGUCUUAUUUGUUCAUGUUUGUUUGUUUGUCUCUUGAGUGAUGUUAAGCAAAUUUGGUCCGUCACAUUGGAAGAAAUGUCAAAUUCUCUGAAAGCCAAAGCAGAAGAUCAAAUACCAGUGAAAACCAGAUGGAAUAAUAUUUGCACAUCUGACGUUCUUGGAUAAAGUUUUUUUA
This is a messenger RNA of Octopus bimaculoides (California two-spot octopus), 1387 nucleotides long. RefSeq names its product GDP-fucose protein O-fucosyltransferase 1. Gene Ontology annotation, molecular function: peptide-O-fucosyltransferase activity. Gene Ontology annotation, biological process: regulation of Notch signaling pathway; Notch signaling pathway; protein O-linked glycosylation via fucose. Gene Ontology annotation, cellular component: endoplasmic reticulum. NCBI's taxonomy places the organism in Eukaryota, Metazoa, Mollusca, Cephalopoda, Octopoda, Octopodidae. The record is from RefSeq and is a predicted model, not a curated record.